This is a messenger RNA of Paramecium pentaurelia, 1913 nucleotides long. NCBI's taxonomy places the organism in Eukaryota, Ciliophora, Oligohymenophorea, Peniculida, Parameciidae. The record is from the annotation of a GenBank genome assembly.
AUGGAUCAAGUAAUGUGCCCAGUUUAAGAACAUUAAAAUAGGAUUGAAAGAUUUUGUUAUUUCAAAAAUUGUAUAGAAGGUAAAAGGGUCAUGUGUGAAGAGUGUUAUAAUGAACACAGACAUCAUAAUCAUAAAGAUUAGGGAAAAAUAGACAAGAUAUUCGAAUUCAUAAAAAAUUAAUAAAAAUAAUGUUAAGAAGAAAUUAUUAUGAAGCUUGAAUAAUUGUAUGGAUAGCUUUAAUCUAAUUUUGAUAAACUCAUAAAAGGAUUGCUUGAGAAAUAUUUAUUAUCAGAAUAACAAAUUUAGGAUUUUGAUGGAAAUCAAAUACAUGAAUAUUUAUGCUAGUUGAUAGCAAUAAGAGAUUUAUCAAUGCAUGUAGAUGAAAUUAAAAUAAAUCUCGAAAAUUUAAAUAAGAAUAUAGAGGAUUUUAAAAUUGAAUUCAAUAUCUCAAGUAGUCAGAAAGAUGAAAAUAAAUCGGAUUAUUACUUUGAACAAGGUAUUUUCAAACAAUCAUGAAAUUAGGUUAUUAAUUAUAUCUGGAGGAUAAAUUUGAAUCAGCAAUAGAAGCCUUAGAUUAAUCUCUUUAACAUAAUGAAAAGAAUAUUGAUUCUUUGUGGUGUAAAUGUAACUUUCACUCAUUUAUUUUUAGCUAGUUGUUUAAGUUUAUUGGGGAGGUAAAGUGAGGCAAUCAGAUGGAUUGAUUAAGCCUUAAAUAUUGAUGAUAAGCAUUUGGAUUCAUUAUGUCGAAAGUGUAUGUAAAAUUAAUAUAAAAAUAGCUGAAUGUUUAAAUUAAUUAGGAAAAUACGAGGAAGCUCUAAAAAUUAUAGAAAAAGCAGUUGCUAUUGAUCCUAAACAUAUUGAUUCAUUGUCCAUAAAAGGUAAAUUUACUCGUAAUUGACAGCUGAAUGUCUAAGUUUAUUAGGAAAACAAUUAGAAGCUCUAAAAGUAUUAGACUCCUUUUAAAAGGUAAAUCAAGAAAAUAUCGAUUUGUUUUGGAGAAAAGGUAAAUUUAUUUCAAAUUUAUCAGCUGAAUGUUUAAGUCUUUUAGGUAAGCAUAAAGAUGCCAUAAAUUUGGUUGAUGAGAUUUUGUAAAUUAACCCUGAACAUAUAAAUUCAAUUUGGAGAAAAGGUUUAAUUAAUAAAUGAUUUUUAGCUUAGUGUUUAAGCUUUUAUGGAUAGUAAUAGGAAGCUAUUAAAUGGAUAAAAUAAGGAUUGGAGAUUGACUCUUAAAAUUAAAAUCUUUUAAAAAUUGGAGGUAUGAUUAUAAUUUCAUAGAUAGCAAAAUGCUUGAGUUUAUUGGGCAAAUAAUAGGAAGCACUUGAAAUGAUUAAAGGAAUCAACUCUUAUGAUUUACAAACAUUAAUAAUAAAAUGUCAGAUUAAAUUUCAAUAUUAAUAGCUGAAUGCUUACUUAAUUUAGGAAAUUAUUAAGAAAGCUUAAGAGUUCUAGAUUAAGCCUUGAUUCAUAAUCCAAAUAAUUUUGAUUUGAUAUUUAAAAAAGGUAAAAAAUGUGCUAUUUCAUAAGCUGAAAUAUUAAUGAAUAAAAAAGAAUACUUCCAAGCUUUAUUGCAAAUAGAUAAAAUUACAGAAAAUAUAUAAAAAAUAGUAGAUCUAUUGUCUAUGAAGGGUAUAAAAAAAAAUAUUUUUUAAAUUAGGUGAAUGCUUAUUUAUGACUGAUAUGGAAUCUUAAGCAAUUUAAUAUUUAGAUUAAGCUUUAAAUUUAAAUCCAAAGCAUGUAAAAUCAUUAUUAACAAAAGGUAUUUCUGGUAUGUAAAUUUAGGAAAUUAUUUAUUUUUCACAAAAAACUACUAAUAAGCACUUUAAUAAUUUGAGCAAGUAUUGAACUCAACUCCAAGUCAUUUUGAAGCUCAAGAUAAAAAACUACAAUGUUUAAAGCAUUUAAAGAAAAAAUGA